This is a messenger RNA of Nasonia vitripennis (jewel wasp), 1634 nucleotides long. RefSeq lists its product as uncharacterized. The transcript is spliced from 4 exons. The record is from RefSeq and is a predicted model, not a curated record. Bases 146 to 1381 code for a protein of 411 amino acids. NCBI's taxonomy places the organism in Eukaryota, Metazoa, Arthropoda, Insecta, Hymenoptera, Pteromalidae.
AUCUGAAUUCUAAGUAGCUAUCAAUUAGUCAUGCUAUUUACUUAAUAUAUCUGUGCAAAGCCGCUUUUCAAGACAGUUGUAUAAACGGGCUUAGUUGAGCGCGAACCACACAGCCGACUCCACCGUCCAAGAUCAGGAUCUUGAAAUGUUGCGAUUAAGUGGAGCAUUCCUGCUCAUAGCCCUGACGUGCUGCCAUGCAAGUGCAGGCGUCGUAGAUUCAAGUUCAUACGCCAGAAGCUGGACGCUUCCGAAAGAUGGACCCAGAACUUUGAUUCAAGGUACUUUAUUUACCACCGAUGUCAAUACUUUCCCUUACGCCAUCUGUGAAUUCACUAAGCCAAACGAGGAGAGGGUGUGCAACGUGACCCUAGUGAGACCAAAUAAGCAAGAUAGCGGUAUCUGUAGAGUCAAAAUUUUCGCCAAUUCCAAGGAUAAAGAACUGUUUUACAAUGGUUACUUCCAAAUGAUACCGUUCGCUCGCGAACAUGUCGCCGUGAUAUGGUAUGACCAGACUAAAGAGCCCGCGAAUGCCGUAGAGAAGAAAUACGACUUCAAAAUAAGCAUUUUGGACACCAGUAACUGCAAAACUGCCCACCUGGACUUUCCAAUUCAGAAAGUACACUACGGCUUCUUUCCCGCUCUGGUGACCUACGACAAUCAAAUUGACGUGGUCGUUAACAGCAUACAAGCCUGCGGUGGCGUUGACAGGUGCAAACUGUCUUUUGACCUACAGGGCAAGCAAAUUGGCGAUGUACAGCCGUACAAACCAAAAUUGAGCGGAUACGCAAAUGCAGUUUCUCCUGCUACACCAGUUAAAGGCUUUUUCCAAGACGUGAAGAAUCUUUCGAGCAUAAGGGUGCUUUUUGUGAAUGCAGAGGGCGAGGGAAAAGAAGUACUGAAUGUCAAAUUCGAUGAACAGAAGCAAAAUAAACGGGACGCUUAUUCGAAUGCUCAUGAACUUUACUCGAUUUGCUGGACUCCUACCAUAAGCACAACAAAACCAACGAAAAUCAGCUGCUCACAAUUCGAUGCCACUGGUAAUGCCAAAGUCAGCAAAGAAAUAACUUUCCCGCAGCUUUUGAACUGGGCAGCCGUGCACAAUUUGCCUAAGGGUGGAUUAUUGCUGGCUACCGGAGGCUGCGAGCAAGCAGGAUCAGAGGAAUGUAAAACCUUCCGCGUUCACAAGAUCAACGAACUCGGACAGGAGAAACCGUAUGAAUUUCAGGCGCCUGAUCUCCAGUGUCACGACAUAACGUCCAAUUUGGAGGUGCGAAUCUCAGAAAAUGACAGGGACGAAGUCUGCUUUGACUUCUCCUGCUUAUCUUCGUCAACGAAUCUUAAGUUUGUAAGCACGUGUGUGGAGAAGACGAGAUUGAACUAAACGAUACGCUUAUUAAAUAUAUUGACUUUUUAGAUAGAGAAAUUGCCGAUGAACUUUUUUUCUUAUGUUGACUGUAGUAACCUCUUGUGCAGUCAGAAGUAAAAGGCUCAAUUUGUUAUGUGUAAAAUAAUACAUUUUCUCUAAAUAUUACAGCAAAAAUUUCACAUAUUCUGUGAAUUUUUUAACAACUAAAUCGCGCAGACCUUACAGGUCGACAGACGUGACCAAUCUUCAGUAAAUAAAACAGACGUGA